UCUUAUUUAUCGACCAUACCAAAGGAAAGAUAUAAAAAGAUGGAUAGAAAUCUUAUUAUAAUUCACUGUGUUGAAGAUCAUCCUUGUCUUUAUGAUAAACAUAAUCCAAAACAUAAAGAUAAUGUAAAGAAAAUGCAAGCUUGGGAAAAUAUUGCCAAAUGCUACGCAGGAAUAAGCGGUGAGCGCGAACAUGUGGACGUAUUAAAAUCUCGAUGGAAAAGUUUGAAAAAUAUAUUUACAACCGAAUAUCAAGAGACAAAUAAAUAUACAAAAAGUGGAUCUGCUGCAGUUAAAGGAAAAGUUCCAUGGGAGUAUUAUGAAGCAAUGCUUUUUUUGAAACCUCAUAUAUCUCAUUUAAGGUUUGUUUGUAUUAUUUGAUAAAAAUGUGUUUUCGUUUUAUAAAUCCAAUAAUAUCGUUUCAGAACAUCAAGCAAUAUCCAUUUUGAUUGCCUGGAAAAGAAA
This is a messenger RNA of Leptopilina heterotoma, 462 nucleotides long. RefSeq lists its product as uncharacterized. The record is from RefSeq and is a predicted model, not a curated record. The transcript has 2 exons. Gene Ontology annotation, cellular component: transcription regulator complex; nucleus. The coding region runs from base 40 to 378 and encodes 112 amino acids. Lineage: Eukaryota; Metazoa; Arthropoda; Insecta; Hymenoptera; Figitidae. Gene Ontology annotation, biological process: regulation of transcription by RNA polymerase II.